Molecule: messenger RNA, 1548 nt
Organism: Paramecium octaurelia
Lineage: Eukaryota; Ciliophora; Oligohymenophorea; Peniculida; Parameciidae
Source: the annotation of a GenBank genome assembly
AUGUCAUAAUAACAAGAAAUUGAAAUAUUAUUCCCUUAAAAUAUUUCUUAGUCAUUUCUAUCGAUAUUACUAUAGCAUAGUUUAGCUGCCACUUUGACAUUCUAAUAAGCGGUUAAAAAUUUAAUGAGUGAGGAUUUCGCAUUAAUUCAUUAUGGUUUAAUUUCAAUUGGAAAAUCAAUAUAAUAUUUUUCUCAUCAAUAAGAGGAUAUUGGAGAUUAAUAAAAAGAGCAUCUUAUUACAAUAAUUUAGUAGAUUUUGCAAGUUUAGAUGCCAGAAUGCCUUUAAUAUUGUGCUAUAAGUAACAAUAUUAAUAAUUUAGAUGUUCUUUUCGUAUUGUUAAAUGUUUUUGAUCCCCAGCAUUAACUUUUGAUUAAAAAAUUGUCUUUUGAAAGCUUAUGCUAAAUAUAUAAUAAAGAUGCAACCGGUCUAUUUCAUAAUAAGAUUAUAAUAAUUUUUGGUAUAUUAAGUAAAUUAGAUAAUAAUACCCCAUUUCAACUACACAAAUGUUGCAAUAUUCAGUAAAGAUUAGAAAAAAUAACCUCAUUAUAUGAUUCGAUUAAUUAUCUUUAGGCUCUCAAAAUCUUUUGUAAGGAAGCGCCAUAAUGUUAUAAAAGUAUGACGCUUGAUUUUAUCAAGACCAAGUUGAAAGUAAUAAAGACUUAAUAAAUGAGUGUUUGUAAUACAAAUUAGAUUUCAAAUUUAUCAUUAAGAACUUUAAAAUAGUUUAUUCAUAAAAUAACUAUAUCAAUUAUUAAGAAUUUAAUGAAAAUUGAAAGCCCAGUAAUAGAUUAAUAGCUUUUGACUAUGUGGGAUGAAGUUAUAGUUAUUUGGGUUGAUGAUCAUUAAAAUAAUCUAGAAUGCAGUGUAAUUUAAAUAGUUUUAGAAUAUAUUUAAAAAAUUAAUUUUCCUAAAGAAAAAAUUGAAGAUAAAGUAUUUUAAGAUCGACUUUUACUUAAUUUAGACCAGGAUUCAACAUUAAAAUUAUUUGAAACUUUAUAAAUUUACUAAUAUUUAAUUAAGUAAUUUUCAUUUUGUAUAGCUAAUGAUGAAUUCUUUAAAAAGCUGAUGUAGAUCUGCUAAAACUCAUAAAGUCCAAUUUACACAACACUUAUUUUGAAGAUUAUAAUUUAAAUGAUAAAAAGUCAGAAAUUUAUUCCUGAAUAUCUUCCUAAAUUACAGCAAUUUAAUAUAAUAGGAUUAUUACCUGAAUAUUUAGAUGAAGUCGUGUUUAUAAUAGAAAAAUUAUAGCCUUGCUCUCAUCUCUCAGUUUUCUUCAAAUAAAAAUAACAAAUUGAGCUUAAAUUUGCCAAAUGCGUUAUGAAAUUAGUCACUUUAAUUUUAAAGAAUAAUAAACUUAUAGAUGUAUUCAAAACAGAGAUUGCAUAAUUUGAAAGUGUAUUUUUAUCAGAAAGAUGUUAAAAUUUAAUACAUUAAAUUCAUAAUCAGAAGAUAUAAGAAAAACUUAUCUUAAUUAUUGAACUUUUAUAAAAUAAUAAAUCAUACUAACAUUAUGAAGCUACAGAUAAUAAAAAAAUUAAAUUAAACUGA